This is a messenger RNA of Erigeron canadensis, 4048 nucleotides long. RefSeq lists its product as uncharacterized. Gene Ontology annotation, cellular component: nucleus. NCBI's taxonomy places the organism in Eukaryota, Viridiplantae, Streptophyta, Magnoliopsida, Asterales, Asteraceae. Bases 182 to 3748 code for a protein of 1188 amino acids. The record is from RefSeq and is a predicted model, not a curated record. Gene Ontology annotation, biological process: regulation of DNA-templated transcription. Gene Ontology annotation, molecular function: transcription coregulator activity. The transcript is spliced from 9 exons.
AAAAACUUUCCGACCAACCCAACGGAGUAAAAACACAUCGCCGGCAGGUGAUUAUAUACUUUCGACGGUGGUUCCGGUAAUCGGCGCGGCUGAGAAAGUUUCAUUAUAAGCCCUAAUCCCAAUUCAAUUUGAUAUUCAGCUAGACGCUACAGGGAAUUGUGUGUCUCGACUUCUAGUCGCAAUGACUUCAUCACUUUCACCGUCAACAGAAAAUCAUUGCUCUGAUGCUGUCUUUGAUGCUGCAAAUUUAUCCAAAAACACAGAUGUUUCUUUUGGACAUGUGGAGGCCGAGGAUGAAGAGGACGAGGAAGGAGAUAUGGAUUUUAACCCUUUUCUGAAAGAAGCUCCUUCACUAGAAGCUUCUUCAAGCCUUUGCUCCGAGAUCGAAGAGUUUGACGCUGAUGUCGUGGACAGUAGAGAAAAUAAUUUGCUUGUGCCUAUUGCCGCUAACGAACCUGAUGAGUUGCAAGAUCAUCUUGUUGGAAAUGAAUCAAAUGAUGACUAUGGCGAGCAGACGGUGAUGCAAGCUGCUGAAGAGAAUGAACCAACCACUGAAGCAAAUGCUGUUGCAGAUGUUACUGUUGAAAGCUCUCAACCGCUCAUUCCUGAUAAGGAUGACGAGGAUGCGAUCUGGAAGCGCACUAGAGCUCGAUAUUCACUUGUGGGUUCCACUCUUGAUGAGCUUGAAACUUUCCUUCAAGAAACAGAUGAUGAGGAUGACCUUCAUCAUAACAUUGAUGAUGAAGAAGAAUACAGAAAGUUUCUUGCAGCUGUUUUACUAGAUGGAGAUGCAAGUUCAGGUGCAGCACAAGAAAAUGAAAAUGUUGAUGAAGAUGAAGAUAAUGAUGCCGAUUUUGAGUUAGAACUUGAAGAGGCACUCGGGAGCGACGAUGAUGAAACGUUGCCGAUACUUUCUCAAGAGCGGGAGCAUGAGCAUAUUGGUAGACGCCCCAAGACUAGACAGAAAAAACGCCAGAAAACUGAUCUUCGACAGAAUAGGUUUUCAGGACAGCAUAAUAGACCACUACGCCCUAUCUUACCUUAUGUACCCAUCGUUCCUUUAUCACCUUCAAAUGUAAGAAGCUAUAUGGUUCCGACUACUUCUUCUGCUCAUAAUGACCAUGUGAGUGCAUUCACUCCACAUCAGAUAGGGCAGUUGCAUUGUAUGAUGUAUGAGCACGUGCAGUUGCUCGUUCAGGUGUUUUCUCUCACCAUUCUGGAACCUUCUCGGCAACAUAUAUCCACACAAGUUCACAGGUUGCUUUCGGAGAUGUUACAGAGACGUGAUCAAGUAGUGGCCUCUCGGAGGGUCCCAUAUCCAGGAUUUUGUUUUCACUUGCCAUACAUUCGUUCAGCUGUAACACUUCAAAACACCUCUGAAUCUUCCACUAUAGAGGAUGGUUUAUUCUGGGUGCCUUUUGUCAGUGAUAAUGUGUUAUCCGUUAUAGAUGUAGCCCCGCUUAGUUUAGUUCGGAGCUAUACGGAUGACGUUUCUAUUGCUGUUCAAGAGCAUCACCGGAGACAGUUGGAAGUUUCUUAUGAUGCUACUGUAGACCGGGAAUGUUUGUUCCCAUUUGAAGGUUUUCAUUCUGUAGCUGAACCUACUGCUGAUAAGGCUAGUGAACAUAAGUCAAAGGCCGCUGCACUUGUUGAGAGAUCUAAGAAGCAGUCAGUUGCUUUAGUUCCAAAAGAAAUUGCAAAGUUAACGCUGAGAUUUUUUCCACUCUUUAAUCCAGCCCUAUUUCCUCAUAAGCCGCCCCCUGCUUCUGUUGCAAAUCGGGUGCUUUUCACUGACGCCGAGGAUGGGUUAUUAGCUAGAGGGUUGAUGCAAUAUAAUACCGACUGGAAAGAGAUUCAGAAGAACUUCUUACCUUGCAAAACAGAAAAUCAGAUCUUUGUGAGACAGAAAAACCGUGUAUGUUCGAGAGCACCGGAGAAUCCAAUAAAGGCAGUCCGAAGGAUGAAAACUUCUCCUCUGACUCCUCAAGAGAAAGCUCUUAUAACAGAGGGAUUAAAGGUUUUCAAACUCGAUUGGAUGUCUGUAUGGAGGUACGUGGUUCCUCACCGAGACCCGUCAUUGCUUUCUCGUCAAUGGCGUACGGCUGUCGGGGAUCAGAAGUCAUACAAAACAGACGAACAUACGAAAGCCAAAAGGCGCUUGUAUGAAUCAAAAAGAAGGAAGUCAAAAUUCGAAGGUUCAAGAUUAGAAACAGCUGAUGCUGCUCAAAAUAGGGAAGGCUGGACAGCUGAAGAGGAUGCUAAUCUAACUCCUGGCUUUCCCAGAUGUAGAACCUUGUCUGAUAAAGAGAAUCGUAGUAAUGAUAAUGUCGUUGGAGAAAAUAACAAUGGAGAUAAUGCUGUAAAUAAUGAAGAUGGAGAUUAUGUCCAUGAGGCAUUUUUGGCCGAUUCGAGGCCAGGUCUCUCGAAUUGUGGAGAAAACCAGUCUGUCGAAUUAUUUACACACAGAUUAACAAAUGACUCCAGGCUGGAUCACCCUAACAGUUCAUUUCAGAGAGUUCCUGCUAAAAUUAUUAGUUCUUCUGGACCCGAAGUAAAUGUGCAAGGUUAUCAAGCUCGUAUAUCUGAUGGUUCUCGAUUAGUGAAACUAGCUCCUGACUUGCCACCUGUCAAUCUUCCUCCUACUGUUCGUGUAAUGUCACAAUCUGCUUUUACAAAGUACCGAGAUGAAGCAUCUAACAGGGUGAGAGAAAGUUUAAGUCAACCAAGAACAGGACAACUAGAUGAGCAAAAUUCAGUAAGAUGUGAUGCAGUUGAAAAGGGUGAUUCAGAUCUCCAAAUGCAUCCUUUAUUGUUUCAGGAUGCUGAAAACGAGAGAAGUUUGCCAUAUUACCCUUUGAAUGGUAAUGUCGGUUCUUGUAGUUCGUUUGAUUUCUUUACCAGUAAUCCCCCACAAUUAAAUCUUAAUCUCUUCCAUCACUCUCAACAAGAAAAUAAUACCUUAAAUUUCUUCAACUCUCUGAAAUCAAAAGAGUUAAGUUCAUCAUUCUCUGGUGUUGACUUCCAUCCACUUCUGCAAAGAACUGAUGAUGAAAAUGGCCACUCGAGUAUUACACCUUUGAUUCCCCAGCUGCUUGAAGAUCCAACAACACCCCAUCAGAAAUCUACUUCAACACCUACCUAUGGUGUACCUCCUAGCCCUAACGAACUAGACUUGGAUAUCCGCUUAAGCACCACUGCUCGAAAAGAUAAUUGUAUAACAACUCGUGAAUCUGAACCCACCAAAACACAAUCUAGUAGUUCACACAGAGUAGUGGAGGAAAUUGAAAAUGAUCCUGAUCCGGGUGCUGGUCCAUUGGGUAUUAGAAGUGAUGAAAUCGUGAUGGAACAGGAAGAGCUAAGUGACUCAGAGGAAGAGGAAAUGGCAGAAAGUGUGGAGUUCGAGUGUGAAGAGAUGACAGAUACUGAAGGAGAAUCUGGAUCAGAUUCUGAUCAUGCUGAAAAUGUGCAAGUUGCGGAUGUGCAACAUGAUCCUUUGCCGAGGGUUGACAGUGAUCAAGAUGAACCAAGAUGCCAACAAACAUCUAAAUCAAAUUUGGCUGAUGAAAAUGAUGAGCCAAGAAGUUUGUUAGGCCUGAGUUUAACCCCCAAACCUCAAGUGACCAGAAACUCCAGAAGUUCUCAUGCCAACAGAUCUUCAAAGAAUACAACAUUGUCACAUCCUCAGUUGGAUUCUGGAAUGCAAAUCAAGAAACCCAGAAAACGGGCACAAAAACUGGAUCUCCGCUAGAAGUUUGUGUACAAACACACAAGUACUUGUUAGAAUCACUAAUGUAAAGAUUGAUAACCUGAGAUUUGAUCUCAAUUUGUAAAUAUGGAUAAUAUCAAAGGUAAAGGGUAGUUCAUAGUGUAAUUAUUCGAUCCUUAGUUUGAGCUCUAUUAUUGGAAAGUUUAAGGGCUCAUCGAGUUUGUGAGUUUUAGUGAUUGUAUGUUAUAUUUAUGGGGAUUGAAUGCAUGUGUCUAGAGGGCUAUGUGCAUCCCGAAUUGGUCUAUCUUUAGUGAGUCAUACGAAGGGUGUGUUAUUAGUUUA